Molecule: messenger RNA, 6687 nt
Organism: Helicoverpa armigera (cotton bollworm)
Lineage: Eukaryota; Metazoa; Arthropoda; Insecta; Lepidoptera; Noctuidae
Gene: Rbcn-3B
Product: WD repeat-containing protein 7
Exons: 36
Coding region: 193-4650 (1485 amino acids)
Cellular component (GO): cytoplasm
Molecular function (GO): protein binding
Source: RefSeq, a predicted model, not a curated record
GAAAUAGAAAUCACAUUAGCUGUCAAAAAACUGACAGCAAAGUCGAUUGAUUUUUGUCGCAGUAUUACUGUUUUUAUUAUAAUUAAAAAUUAUAAGUGCAUUUCAGUGCAAGUUUUGGUAGCCCCCAUGGACGUUUAGCGGUGCGGGAGCUGUUGAAACCUUUUUAUCGGUCCCUAAUAGUACUAAGCAGCCAUGCCGGGCACAAACCUCAUAGUGCCCGUAGUACUAUGGGGAAAGCAUGCCCCCACUCACUGCGUCUCCUCGGUCUACCUAUCCCGGGACCAGAAGACUCUAGUCACCGGGUGCUAUGACGGACAGAUCUGUAUUUGGCAAGUUGACCCGGAUAACUUGAAGAUGACGCCCCGAUGUCUGUUAGUUGGUCAUACGGCUCCCGUCACUUGUUUGUCUAGGGCUUCUAUUAUACAGGACAAUAACUUCAUAGUGUCAUCAUCGGAAGCCGGUGAGAUGUGCACGUGGGAUCUGGUCGACGGUAAAUGCAGGGAGAGUGUUAAACUGUCACAGAUACACACUAAUAUACAGGCAUACCACAUGUGCAACAGUGAAGAUUUGCGUCUGUUCUGUAACGGGUAUUACGCAGAGAUUCUGAUCAUGGACCCGUUCUCUCUAGAGAUACUGUUCUCUCUGAGCUCUAAGAUGAACCCUGAUUGGAUAUCCGCUUUGCAUGUCCUCCGUCCAUCUUCAAGAAAAGAUGAUGUUGUUCUAGCCAUAUCAAUUACUGGGACUGUUAAAGUAUGGUCUCUCCUAGGCCACGAAAACAAGCAAUCGGAACCGAUUUACGAGAACGAAUCGAAACAGAUUCGCUGUCUCAACGCUUUGUCACUCAACUGCUGUGCUUACAACCAGAGGACUGUGCUCAUAGUCUGCGCUAAGUACUGUCAGAUAUAUGAUGCUGGUGAUUUCUCAGUCCUCUGUUCGAUACAAGCGCCGUCAGGCGAGCGCUGGAUGUCGGGCGACUUCCUCGCGCCCGACAGAGUGCUCGUAUGUUCUACUGAAGGCAAAGGAUAUUUGUAUAGGUUGCCUGCCAACAAACUACGAGGACGGGCUAUCAGUAGCUCGGUCCCCGAUCACAAAGGAUUUCACGGCCCUACCGUGGAUCAUGAUAGUCCAGUACUGUUUGGCAUUCUUGCUCAUCCGGAUAAUAAGCUCCUAUCCUGUCCCCCCGCCAUGCGUUUCGUGAUAACAUCAGUGGGCGGCAAGCAGCGUCGGCUGCUGCUCCGCGGCGACUCCGCCGGCGUGGUCUCCGCCUGGAGUGUAGAUGAUGCCGCCAUGCCCACUCCUCAUCAUACUCCUUCACACGCCCCAAUCGUGAUGACGAGUUUGGACAUAGCGUGGGAAGAUAUGAAUCCCAGUCCCGUUGGUAUAUUGGACCAGUUGAAUCAUCCUGAAGAACAAGAAAUAAAACUAACAGCCUCCAUAUAUCUUCUGGCUGCUAAUCGUCUGGUGGUGGGCAGAGAAGACGGCUCUAUAGUCAUAGUGAACGCGACACAUACGGUGCAGCUGCAACUGUUGCAUGGCAAUCAUCAGCAGCUAGAUGACUGGCCUCCCCACCAGUUGUUGCUCGGUCACAUUGGGCGAGUCAACUGUUUGCUGUAUCCACAUCAUGUGCAUCAAAGAUACGACAAAUCCCACCUGGUAUCAGGCGGCAUAGACUUCGCAGUGUGUCUGUGGGAUCUAUUCAGCGGAGCGCUGUUACAUAGGUUCUGUGUGCACGCGGGAGAGAUCACACAGUUGAUUGUGCCGCCUCAUAAUUGUAGCCCUCGAAUACAGAAAUGUAUCUGCUCAGUGGCAUCAGAUCACAGCGUUACGUUACUAAGUUUGACAGAACGCAAAUGCGUAACCCUAGCCUCCCGUCACCUGUUCCCCGUGGUAGCCAUCAAAUGGAGACCAGCAGACGACUUCAUGGUGGUCGGGUGUAGUGACGGCACGGUGUUCGUGUGGCAGAUGGAGACGGGGCACGUGGAUAGAGUGCUGCAUGGUAUGAUAGCCGAGGAGGUGCUAUCAGCGUGUGAUGAGGCGUUAGCUGAUGACCUCGGCGGCGGCUCACUGGCGGGGGGCUCCAGUGACGGCCUCGCCAACCCUGCUGUGCACUUCUUCAGAGGUCUCCGCCACCGCAACCUGACGGCCAUGCGAGCAGCCACACAACGGGGCCUCGCAGCCCUACAGCACAGCGGCCCCGCCGGCAACGCGGGGCCCCUAGCCGAGCCUGCCCGCGCCAGGAGGGCCCAGCUCACCGUCCAGGGCUUCCGCAGCAACCCUGCUGAUCCGGAGAGCCACAUCCUAUUCUUCGACAUCGAGGGUCUGAUAGUGGAACUCCUCAGUGAGGAGUAUUCCGCCAUGAGUCCUGCUAGUUUGGAGGCUGCCGGUUUAAUAACGAGCGAGUACAUGAAGGUAGCAGCUUUGACGCAGUCGGCCAGCCCUGACGCCACCAAACGAAUAUCAGAUUUCUUUGGCCGUGUCAAAGAUAAGGCUGGAGAUAUGGAAAGGAUAUUAAAAGAAAAAGAUAAACAUGGUAUACUGGCUAAAAUGAAGGAGGGUGCUGAAAACAUGCAGACUAAGUUACAGGCGAAGGCCGAACAGCUGAAAGGUCAUCUUGAGGCUAAAGAUGAAGCCACUCAAGCCAAACGCCAAAGACCAAGGGACAUGUCGUUGGCAGAGCCACCGCAUACCAUGGAGAUAGCUCAGAUCCUGAUAUCCUUGCUGCACGCGUGGGGGCUGGACCCUGACCUUGAUAGGGUCUGUGAGUCCAAGUUGGGGUUAUUGAGGCCUAUGGUCCCAGUAUGCUUCGGCGUGGUAUCCCGUCACGGCCACAUGGCGGUCCAGCUCCCCACAUGGCUCGGUAGCUGGUCAGCGGCCUGCGCGUCCGCUCCUGAUGACCCUCUGCUCAUCACCUCUGAUUUACCACCCGAGCUGGUGCGGCAGGAGAAGUUGACUAGACUAUUCUCCUCGAAGCUCCACUGGGAGCUCAGCACAACUCUAACGACCAACCACCUCCUCUCCAUCGUGGCUCUUGCUAACACGCUGAUGUCUAUGAGUAACGCCAGCUUCGUGCCCGAACAGGAGGUCAUCAGAAGACUGCACAGACCGUCAACCAGGAGUUCCUCAUCAUGGGCGGCUGAUGAGGAGAGGGAGGAGCAACUGGCUGCACAGCAGGCUCACAUCAAGCAGGGCUGGUCACUCCUGGCCACCUUGCACUGUGUUCUACUGCCGGAUAAGGUGGUUGCCGCUGGCGCCAAAAGCUUCAAGCGUCCUCAAGUGGAGAUGCUCGCUCGUCGCUGGCAACAUCACUGCUUGGAAGUCAGAGAGGCGUCGCAGGCGUUGUUGCUUGCUGAAUUAGGACGCCUAGGUCCGAAAGGGCGUAAGACGCUGGUAGACAACUGGGCGCAAUUCCUGCCUCUAUACACACACACAGAGAGUAUAAACCCGCAUGCAGCACAUAAGGAACCCGCUGAGAAGGUGCAACAAGUUCAAGAAGAAGAAUUUGAAGAAGAAGAAGAAGAGAUUAUCCGCAAGCCGUCAUCUCUGGCUGAACUCAAGCGCAAGCAGACCACUGCUGUUGUGUUGCUGGGAGUCAUAGGCGCAGAGUUCGGACAGGAUAUUACUAGCGAAGGCGCCGCUGGCAACAAAAGACGGAAAGACGGCGACAGUCGCAAGAGCUCAGUAGUCGAAGGUUUCACCCUAAGCUCAUCGAACAACUUAGCCCGCCUCACAGCGCUAGCUCUGACCCACUUACUCCUUUCCCCCGCGUGUCCGCGCCUGCCCGCGCACACGCCGCUGCGACGAGCCGCUGUGGACCUGCUGGGUCGAGGGUUCACUGUCUGGGAACCUUAUUUGGAUGUUUCUCAUGUUUUGCUUGGUCUCCUUGAAAUGUGCUGCGAUGCUGAUAAACUGGUGCCUUCAAUGACAUACGGCUUGCCGCUCACUCCGCAGGCCGACUCGUGCCGCACCGCCAGGCAUGCGCUCACCCUUAUCGCUACUGCCAGACCAGCAGCAUUCAUAACAACAAUGGCUCGGGAGGUAGCUCGCUGCGCCGCCGCCGCGCAGUCGGGGCAGCCCUCGCCCGCGUACCUCGCGCUACAGAAGGGACGAGCCGAAGUGCUGAGAGGCAUCGAACUGCUCAUAGAUAGGAUGCAUAAUGAGGUCGCUGAGUUACUUGUAGAGGUAAUGGACAUAAUCCUGCACUGCGUGGACCAAUCCCAUUUGAAGAAUAAAGGCUUGAACGAAGUAUUUCCUGCCAUCUGCAGAUACAACCAGGUGUCUCACUGUCCAGCUACCAGGAGAAUUGCAGUGGGCAGUCACACAGGCCAGCUAGCGAUGUACGAGCUCCGAGCCGGACGCUGUCAGUCUCUCGCAGCCCACGCCGGCCCGGUCACCGCCUGCGCCUUCAGUCCUGACGGACGCUACCUCGUGUCGUACGCCACGGCUGAUAACCGGCUUUCCUUCUGGCAGAGUACUGCUGGUAUGUUUGGCCUAGGCGCAGCACAAACUCGUUGUGUGAAAUGCUACAGUACCGCUCCAAUGGCCGAUGUGGCUCGUUUGAACCCCGCUCGACUAGCGAGGCUCGUUUGGACUAACUCCAGGACAGUCACUCUCAUGCUAGCAGAUGGGUCAGAGACCAGAUUUAACGUGUAAAUAAAAUUUUCAUGUCAAUUGUAUGAAGUUAGAAUGUUAACUGUUAGAAGAAGAUAUAAUUGUUGUUUUUUUUUGCUUGUUACUUGUUUCGCAUAAUAUAUUAUGUAUUGUAUUGUAAACAAUUUAUAUCCACUGUUUUUUAUUGUAAUUCCGCUGAAACUAUAAUUGAUUUAUAUAAUGUAUCCUAGUGGUAUAUUUUUCACGCACAAUACUUAUAACCAUUAACUUUUGCAGAAAAAUAAUUAUAUUUUCAUAUGAGUUAUGCUAUCAUCAUCUUUAAAGAAAUACCGUCGUACCACAGAAACUUUUAAACGUCAGUUAAACACUUGUCUAAAAAAAUGCCAGAUUAUGAUUUUGAAAUAAGGUCCAUUUUGCAGCCACACUUUUUUAGACAAGUGUUCGACACAUGUUUAUGUUUUGGUAGUAAGACUAAUAUGCUCUAAGUUUGUAUAUCAUAAUACUGUGGGUUGCACCAUUUGACUAUAACGAUAACCGAACCAUUUUCAGUUGUCAAAUCGCCGAUGUGACCAAUGGGCGGCAAGUAUACGGCUGGUUAUGGUUUGGUUAUCGUUAUAGUUAAAUGGUGCAAAUCACACUCAUACUACUGAACUGAUUCCAGAAAUUAUAUCACUAUUAAAAAUAUUCAUAUAGCCUGAAUGCUCGUCUAAAACUUAUUAUUAAAUUAAUACAAUAAGUAUUGAUUAUCGAAAUAUACUUCUUUAUUAAUAUAAAAAUUAAACUAUGUUUAAAACAUAUAAAAUGUAUGUUGUCUAAUAUAAAUAUUGUUACCAUCCAAAAUGUAUAUUAAUGAAUAACUUAUUUAUAUUAAUGCUUAAUAUUUUAUUCAUAAGCUGGGAUUGUAAAUGGAGCUUAAAAGAUACACUUAUCAAUACUAAUAUAAUACAGAGAAAAUAUACUUUUGUUUGCACCCUACAGGUUCCGAAACUACGGAACCGAUUUGAAAAUUCUUUCACUGUUGGAAAGCUACACUCUUCCCGAGUAACAUAGGCUAUAUUUUAUCCCGGUACGGGCAGUAGUUCCCACGAGUCGCGAAAUGAAACCGCGGGAGAACGACUAAUAGAUUGAAUUCCAUAUUAAAAAACUUUUCACUUAGAAAUGUCCUUGGGUUAAAUUAAAGUUUCAUAAAUGAGUUCAGAACAAUAAUAUUAAAGCGUAGCUUUCUUAUUAAGCACAGCCUUGUCUGUAAUUCUGUAAUAUACUACAAUUAAUGUACGAAUGCUUAUUUGUUAAUUAUUAUUAUUAUAUCUAGUUGUCGCAAGCGCGGCUGCUGUGCACGAGGUCUCGGGUUCGAUUCCCGUGUCUUUGUGGAUUAAAGUAGGUGUUUGAUACACCCGUGCAUCGGAGAGCACGUUAAUGUCGGUCCUGCGCCUGAUCUCUCUCCGGUAGUGACGGAUUGCCGUCCCAUCGCGCUAUGAGAGUGAAGAAAUAGUGAGUGCACCUGUGUCUGCACAAAUGCUCGUGCACUAUAAUAUGUCCUGCGCAGCUGGCUGAUCUCCUUAUAUGAGAACAGCCGCCGUGGCCGAAGUCGACCUUGGACGUAUUGUUAUUAUUCUUGUGAAACUCGCCCGAGUACCUAAAGUGUUACCAGCACAGUCAUACUUAAUGUAAAAAAGGUACAAUAAUGACUUUAAAAAUUAUCAUAUUAUUCCAGCGACGAGAUAGAUAAUACACAUUUCGUCACUAUUAAUGUAUAAUUAAUAUAAUUGUGUAACUGUAAAUUAUUAAUUAAUGUGUGUAAAUGUUAAUUAAAUAAAUUAAUUAUUAACUCUACUAUAACCCCACACUGUAUUAAAAUGUUAUAAUAAACUGUGUAUUUAUUCCAAAGUUAUAAGAAAAAAAAAAAAAAUUAUGUUUGUUCUGCAAAAUAAAAGAAUGCAUUUUUCUUUUUUGUUGUAAAAUGUGACGUUUGGAUAUUGUAAUGAAGUAUUAUUUUGUUGAAUUGAUGUUGUUAUUUUGUAUAUUGUAAGGCACUGUAAUCAAUGUUAUAUAAUAUAAUAAAUAAAUAUGUUACAUUUA